Molecule: messenger RNA, 870 nt
Organism: Pseudo-nitzschia multistriata
Lineage: Eukaryota; Bacillariophyta; Bacillariophyceae; Bacillariales; Bacillariaceae
Source: the annotation of a GenBank genome assembly
CGCCGCUCCACAAUAUCAUCAGACACAUAUACCCGAAUACAGAAUUACUUUGAAAUACAACCCAUUUUGAUAUGUCAUCUAUCGAAAUUGUAACAAACGCCGAAAGGGAAAAGAUUGCACGACCUAGGCCCGAGGAAAACGCUGAAGAUGCAGGGACAUCCGAGGAUUCGUCACCGAUGGCAGCCGCGCCAUCGAAGAAGAGAAGAAAGCUGAACGAUGGAUCGGCUACCAAAACCGAGAAACCAUCAAGUGGAUUUUUAGCAGCAGUGAGCAACUUCUUGUCGGGAUCGUGGUUUUGGCCAUCCUCAAUGCCUGAAACAAAAAUAGCAGAUUUAUCAUCGACGGAAGAAAAAGAGCCGGCCACCAACGAGAAUGGAGAAAAGGCAGAUGAACUGAGUGAGGCCGACGGCGAACAAAUCAAAAAUGACAAGGAGGAAAAUGCUGACGCUGACAGAAAGUCAGAUGAAUCUACAAAGGCCGACGACGCUGACAGCAAAGACGACAACGAGAAGGACAAGGGCGAUGACAACGAUGAGGAAGAGAAGACGGCGACUCCAACUGCAGCUGACAUCAAGGAUACCAGCAAGAAAAUUGGCAAUGAGGGAAAUAACACGAAAUGCAGCAAAAACCUUGCAAACAAGGUUGAAAAGAAAUCAUCGUCGUUGUCACCCAAAGAAACMUCUCCGAAGAAAAAACGAUCCAAGAAAAAGAAAAAUUAAAAAAAAUGCCAUUGCAAGCACUGCAAACCACGACAAAUGCUACCACUACUGGGGUCCUAUAUGGGUGCCUUCUUUCUUCUUAUGGAUGUCUCAAACAAUAACUUGGAAAACAUUCAUCAAAUAUUUUCUUGACUAAAAGUGCACACCAUAG